ACGCAUUCCACAUUUUUAUUGAAUGACACAUUUCUCUAAAUAAACUGUCAAUCACCUGGUUUCCAUGGAAACUGGGCGGUACACUACCUGCAUGCUGCUCGCCGGAGUCUCUCUCGCUCGCUGCAAGCAGGGAGCAGGCAUGGGUUUGAAAAGGACACUCAAGCCUGGCAGUGGCAGGGGCGCGCUGUAGUUGAAGGAAACUGAAGAUUUCUACUAUAGCCGUCAACGCCAACCGAAAACCGCCGACUAAUUUUGUUCUUCAGGAUUAGGCUUUAUCAGGUAGACCCAGGUUUGAGGAUUUGUUGGUAAUUAUAAGAGAGAACUUGACAGCUUGCUGUGCAUAAGUGAGGUGCGUUCUUCAUUUCUAAGCCUUCAGUAGCAUUCACUUUGGUGCUGGGCUAUAAACUAACCAAUGGCGACUGAGGGGGGCCAAGAUGGACAGCGUCAGAAAAACGUUGUUUUGAAGAGGAAGUUGACCGGUCCACCCAGACUCCUCCUGGGCAAAUCAAAAUCCAACAACCAGAGAGGUGACAGGUCUGAGGCUCAUUCUAAGAAGAGAAACAAAAGAGUGAACAUCAUCAAUGGAAGUCAGAUGGAUUCCUCCAUCAAACAGUCAAAUAUAGAAGCUGGAGAGACGGGAUCAUCACAACUUGUAGCCACUUCAGACGACAUCUGUACAACCUCAAAAAUGGAUGAGGAUCAAGCUUCAUCUGAACUACCCACUGAGCCCUCAAGGUGGCGCUCCACCUCAGAUGAGGAUGAGACCAGUGAAGGCCAAUUGGAAGGACACAGUAAGACGAGGAAAUCAACAAAGCAUGGCUGGAGAAGGUUAUUUUCCCCGGCUCUCAUUUGCGUCAGAAGACAAAGGAAGAAGUACGCUGCAAAAACUUCAAUCCAGGGUGGUGACCAGGGAGUUGUACAAGCUGAGAGACUAACUCACACUGAAGCAAAGUCAAUGGGAGAAGACACCAUCUCCUUGAGUGACAAGUGUGUCCGCGAUGCGCCUGACAUUGACAAUGUCAAGAAAAGGAGACGCAGGUUUACCAUCCGGACGUGGCCGACCUUCAAGCGGCUCUUGACAGUGUCUUACGUCCGCGGCCAAAGGCCAAAACAGGGAAAUGUUGUACAGGUGGUCUCUGAAGACGUCCAACAACCGUCAGUGACCUUCAGGAAGACAUUUCAGCAUUUUUUGAUGUGUGGAAGAAGGGCACCUUCAGCUGUGAUCCCUCUGGAAGACAAGGACACCCAGGACACUGGAGACAAGGACAACCAGGACACUGGAGACAAGGACAACCAGGACACUGGAGACAAGGACAACCAGGACACUGGAGACAAGGAUAACCAGGACACUGGAAACAAGGACAACCAGGACACUGGAGACAAGGAGACUGAGGUGGAGCCAAUGGGGACACAAGACAAGGGACAACAGUGCACAUCUGACAUCCAGGGGGUUGAGCUUCUGGAAAAGGGGGCUGAGGUUAGAGGACAAUGUACAGAGAGAGUGACAGUGUGUGCCGAAGUGAGUGCCCUGCAGCCCGAGAACGAAUGCCCAACAGACACCCUAACGAGCCCAGAGUCCCUACCAGUGAGUCCCAUCCCGACAAGAGUAGUAAGACCAGAGGUAGAUACAGAAUACACAGAGACCAGUCCAAUGGGUGAUUCAAAGGAAACAGGGAUAUUGGAACCUAAGACUUCUUUCAAAACUAAGUUAUGGGAAACUGAGACUUCUACCAACACAGACUCAAUCCUCAGUGAAGUCAUCAAUGUUACCAUGGAUGCUAACGAGAUGCAAGGAGAUGAACUGGAUCAUAUCCAGUGUUUAGAGAAGGACAAGGUCAUUGAGUCAGACUGUGUGAUAAUCAAUACACUCAACAGCGUUGCCAUGGACACUAAUGAGUAUCCCUCAGACUCAAAUCAGAUAAUUUCUUCAGAGAAUGCUGCUGAGGACUCUGCUGAUGCAUCUGAGGAGAAUGACACACUCUGCAUGAUCACGGUAGAUAACAUUGUGCAAAAUGGCCCGCCCUUGACCAACAUCAGCAUCACCCCCGGGACUGACUCGGAUCAGGAUGUGUCCGACCAGGAUGGCCAUGAGGUGGGGGAUGAAAGCGGCAAGAGUGGCCUCCUGACGGAGGACGACCAGGACUUGUUGUGUGAAGAGAACCUGUUAGUGCAGACGGCUCGCUUCUUGGUCCAGGCAGUCAUGAGCGCUGCCAUGGAGCAGCUCUCAAUGGAACAGAGAGGCACUCCCACCGCAGUCCACAGGGAGGCGCAAGGGAGUCGAGAUCACGCUUGACACCCCCUUCCGUAUGUAUGACCCCAUUUGGAUCAGCAGAGUUGCGUUCAUUACGGCACACAGCGGAAAAAGUUUUAAAACAUUUUGCAACAGAAAAUGGAAAUUAUAGUUUCUUAUUGAACCAGUAGUUUCUGUUUCAAUCCGUUUUCUUCCGUUUUGUGUCUAAUGAACACGACCCAGGAUUAUUGAGAAAAUAUAUUUUUUAAAUUAGACAAGUAUACAUCUGUAAACCACUUUUAAAGUUAUUGUUGUUUACAACUUGUUGUUAACAAACCAAACUGCUGCUGUUCAUAUAAAUCUAAACCAGAGAACCGUAUUGACACAAUACAUUUUUACAAUAUAUUCUCCACAAGUGGUGGCACUCAAUUUUCACAAUUACCAUCACAAACAUUUUAACUGUUCGGUGUGACUGUGUGUUUUGAAAAUGAUGGAACUAAGGGCUCUAUUCAAUCAAUAUCGCAGAAAAUCAGCGUAACUGCGUGAUUGAAUUUUCAAGGCAAUGUUCCCGACUGCAUUCUCAGUAAACUCUGCAUAUGUCACCUCAAUCGGAAAUUACCUUCACAUUUCUAGCGCACAAUCUGUAGCUCUUCAGUGAUACAGAUUGAAUAUUGUCCUUAUACCUCAAUUACGGUUUAUUUGCCUAUAGAACAGAAAGUCUCAGAUUCUCAGAUAAAGUUUAUCUGUUCAUCUGAAUAAAAUAUAGUUCUUAAAAAGCUGAGAUCCGCGCUAGGGAAACAGCGUCACUGGCUACCCCAGGCGCAUUUGUUAUUUUUUUUUGUUUUGAGCCAAUGAGCAACCAACAUCGUGAUACAUUACUCUGCUGUUCUAUCGCGCAAUGACGUGUAACGAUGUCAGCGGGGAAAAACAGUGCUGGUUGUUGAUGUAACGUCUUCGUUGUUGUAAUAUCGCAAAUGGUCACGGCAGUUUCACCGCUACCGAUUCCAAUUUUAAUUAAUCAAACAUUUGAUGAUGUAUUUAAGAUAUGGUGAUUAUUUCACACGAUGAAAGUCUUAGGCUCUUAUUGACUAGUGUCUUGCCCUCUGGUUGCUGUUUAAUAGAUGUUUAAGCAUACAUUGCUCAGUUAAAAAGCUUUCUCUCUUAUGUGUAUAGAGACUAUACAACGCUUAACGUUACACCUGUAACUUGUCAUAAGAAAAUAUGAGGUACCCUAGUCCGAAUAGAACUCUGUGCUGUCGUUUUUCUGUGUGAAUGUCAUUCUGUCAUGGGAUAAUAAUGAUUACACAGUUUGACACCUGGUGUACCUGGAUAAAUACAACCUAGUCUCCAGGUGGCUAUUUGUUGUCAUUCUGUUAUCAUUGCUUGACCUCCUGGACUUCAGAGGAGAUUUUGCAGUAUUUGGAAACAAGACCAGCAAACAUCUGUCUUGAUGCAACACAACAUUCAAUACAUGGAGGCUUGCUGGUUUCCCAAAGGCCUCUUUUAGAGGUGGGGGACUGUGAGGCAAACAGCAAUGACAUCAUUAGAAGUGGAUACCAGGCUCUCGUAACCAAAAAAAUGUGUCAUCCAAUGAUAUGAGCCAACUCUCUGGUCUGACCAUGAGCAGUAUGUCCUGUAUGUGUGAUCACCUCCUUGAGAUCUGGCUACGGAGGCAAUCACUUCAGAGGAGUGAAGGGUGUUGACAGUCUUUUAAUGUGACGGGUGAGGAUUGAUUCAAUUGUGAAGAGAAAAAUUGCCUUUUCUAAUUGAGUUAUGUGAGUAAUAUAUAUUUGUUGUUGUUUUAUGUUAAGUGUGUAUAAUGUGCUGGUGGAUAUUUAUUUAUCAAUAUAACUAUAUUUUCUGUUUGAAAACUGUCACCAAUUAAAUGAUCGGAAUGACAUGCAUAAUCUCA
Molecule: messenger RNA, 4142 nt
Organism: Oncorhynchus mykiss (rainbow trout)
Lineage: Eukaryota; Metazoa; Chordata; Actinopteri; Salmoniformes; Salmonidae
Source: RefSeq, a predicted model, not a curated record